This is a messenger RNA of Cryptococcus wingfieldii CBS 7118, 891 nucleotides long. RefSeq names its product mitochondrial dicarboxylate carrier. Bases 1 to 891 code for a protein of 296 amino acids. Gene Ontology annotation, molecular function: oxaloacetate transmembrane transporter activity; thiosulfate transmembrane transporter activity; antiporter activity. Gene Ontology annotation, biological process: oxaloacetate transport; malate transmembrane transport; thiosulfate transport. Lineage: Eukaryota; Fungi; Basidiomycota; Tremellomycetes; Tremellales; Cryptococcaceae. The record is from RefSeq and is a predicted model, not a curated record. The transcript is spliced from 7 exons.
AUGGCCGCCCCCCAGCAAAAAUACCCCUUCUGUGGCUGCUUGCUGUACGCAUCCUCUCGAUGUGAUGAGAGUGUGGGUCUGCAUCAUUCGAACACCGUUCGGGGAUCCGAAAGGAUAAUCGCUUACAUGGCAGUCAAGGGUGUGGUCAAACAUGACGGCGUUCGAGGACUGUAUACCGGUCUCACCGCCUCCAUCUUUCGACAAAUGACAUACAGUGUCACAAGACUUGGUGUCUACGACCUCAUGAAGAAUCAAAUGUCAAAUAAUGGCCAAAAGAAGUUGACGACGGGAGAUAUGGUGAUCUGUGCGAGCACGGCUGGUGCUUUGGGUGGUGUAGCUGGUAACCCUGCAGAUAUUAUCCUUGUCAGGAUGGUGGCCGACCCUACGAAACCUCUUGAGCACCAGCUUCACUACAGAAAUGCCAUCCAUGGCCUGUACAAGAUGGUGGCCAAUGAGGGCCCUGCUUCCCUUGCUCGUGGUCUUGCCCCUAAUACUAUCCGUGCUACUUUGAUGAACGCCUCCCAGCUCGUCUCAUACGACUUCUUCAAGGACCACAUUCUCGCCGCUGGUAUCAUGGAAAACGGCAUGCCUCUGCAUUUCGUCUCCUCCGCCUUGUCUGGUACCGUCGCCACCACCAUAUGUGCCCCCGCCGAUGUCGUCAAGAGCAGAAUUAUGAACAUGAAACCCGGAGCUGGUCAGGGACCGAUUACGUUGUUGACGGAAAGUUUGAAGCUCGAGGGACCGAGAUUCUUGUUCAAGGGAUGGCUUCCCGCUUGGAUCCGUCUCACACCCAACACCAUCUGCAUGUUUGUCUUUCUCGAACAGAUCCGCGGCGCCAUCGACCUCUUCCGUAACAAGUCCUCCGGCGUCGUCGACUCGCCCGUCGCGUAG